CCGGCGUGACGCGAAGGCAGUUUCGACCGCCCGUGCUUUUCCCAGAGAUUUUUAAGGUCGUGUGUCAUGGCUCCGGAUGUUGCCGCUUCUCCUUUCCCGGCCCUCUUCUGCAUAACCUCCUCGGCUCCCUCCCUCUCUGUCCUCCGUUUGGUUUCUCUCUCUCUCAAGAGGAGAUGAGCAUCUCGGUGAACGGCCAGUCCGUGGUGCCCCCGGGGUUCCGGUUCCACCCGACGGAGGAGGAGCUGCUCACCUACUACCUGAAGAAGAAGGUGGCCUCGGAGCGCAUCGACCUGGACGUCAUCCGCGACGUCGAUCUCAACAAGCUCGAGCCAUGGGACAUCCAAGAGAAGUGCCGGAUCGGGUCGGGGCCGCAGAACGACUGGUACUUCUUCAGCCACAAGGACAAGAAGUACCCGACGGGGACGCGCACGAACCGCGCGACGGCGGUCGGGUUCUGGAAGGCCACCGGCCGUGACAAGGCCAUCUACAGUACCAGCAGCGCUAGCGGCCCCGGCCGCCGCAUCGGCAUGCGCAAGACGCUCGUCUUCUACAAGGGCCGCGCCCCGCACGGCCAAAAGUCUGACUGGAUCAUGCACGAGUACCGCAUCGACGACGCCCAGCCCGCCGGCGGCGGCGACCCCUACUACCCCUCGCCUCCACCCGCGAUGCGUGGCGCGGCCGGGGACCAAGCGGCGCAGGAGGAGGGGUGGGUGAUCUGCAGGGUGUUCAAGAAGAAGAACCUCCUGCACCACGGCCAGAGCAGCGGCGCUGCCGCCGCCGCCGCCGCCGCAACGGUGACAAGCCACAUGGCAUCCAAGAUGGCAGCCCCCAUGGAUAGCAGCCCGAGCAACUGCUCGUCGUUGACCGUCAGCGACCACGUCAAGGCACAGAUGCUGCACUCCGCCAGCGACGACGCGCUCGACCACAUCCUCCAGUACAUGGGCAGGUCGUGCAACAAGCAGGACACCAAGCCUCCGCUGCUGGAUCACCUUGCUGCAACCACCACUACUGCGUGUCCGAGCAGCGUUUAUGGGAAGUUCAUGAAGCUUCCGCCCCUCGAGCACGCCGGCGGCCUUCUGCCGAGCCCGGCCGAGUACGCCGCCGCCGAUGUAUCCGGGAUCGCCGACUGGGACACGCUGGACAGGCUGGCCGCCUACGAGCUCAACGGCCUCUCCUACGCGUCCAAGAACUUGGUCUUCUUCGACGAGCCCAUGCCGCAUGCUCCCGCCGGCGCCGGUGACAGCGAUCUAUGGAGCCUGGCGCGGUCGGUGUCGUCGUUACACGCAGACUUGACGAUGAACAACGUGUAAUUAUCAACCGACGAGACAUGGCGUAUGCACGCAUGCAUGCCGCACCACUAUUUCGAUCUACCUGCGUGCGUGCGCUCGUGCGCGUGCGUACGUACGUGCGUGCUCCCGUGCAUGGCCGGCAUUGCACACACGCACGCACGUGUACGUACGUAGUACGUGAAUAAUUCCUAGGGAGACAGAGCGGUGUGAGGCCUACGAUAGUGGCCUAUAUAUACGAGAGGGAGCUGUCCAUGAUGUUAAAGUGCGGUCGAGUUGUUGCCUGUAAGAACGAAAAAAGAAGAAGAAACUAAAAGGACAGCGUGGUAGGAGAACAUAUAUAUGUAUUAUCAAUGUACCUAUAGCUUAUUAUAAACGACCACCUUUAAUUUUCUAGUGCA
Messenger RNA from Phragmites australis (common reed), 1687 nucleotides. RefSeq names its product NAC domain-containing protein 43-like. The coding region runs from base 174 to 1310 and encodes 378 amino acids. Gene Ontology annotation, molecular function: DNA binding. Lineage: Eukaryota; Viridiplantae; Streptophyta; Magnoliopsida; Poales; Poaceae. Gene Ontology annotation, biological process: regulation of DNA-templated transcription. The transcript has 4 exons. The record is from RefSeq and is a predicted model, not a curated record.